Molecule: messenger RNA, 1784 nt
Organism: Melopsittacus undulatus (budgerigar)
Lineage: Eukaryota; Metazoa; Chordata; Aves; Psittaciformes; Psittaculidae
Gene: KAZALD1
Product: Kazal type serine peptidase inhibitor domain 1
Exons: 5
Coding region: 183-1079 (298 amino acids)
Biological process (GO): regulation of signal transduction; regulation of cell growth
Cellular component (GO): interstitial matrix; extracellular region
Molecular function (GO): insulin-like growth factor binding
Source: RefSeq, a predicted model, not a curated record
GGAGCCGCCGGGGACAGCAGCCCCGCUGCCACCGCCGCUGCGCACCCCGAAACCGCAGCUCCCUGCACCGCACCUCCGGCCAGGAUGGCUCCUUGGAUCUAGCCAGGGAGGCCAGAGCAGUGCUGGAGACCCCUUGGUCUUGGUAGAGAGACCCUGACUUGGGUAGAGGAACUGCUGCAAGGAUGUCUGAAGCCAAGACCCUGAUCUCCGCUUGCCUCAUGCUUUCCUUGCUCUCCUUGCACUGGGCUUUGCUCCAGCUGGGCCAGGCUUUUCCCAGCACUUCUGACUACCUCCAGCGGGGCUGGCAGCGGCUGCUGGAGGAAGGGGAGGGCUGCACUGAGUGCCAGCCAGAGGAGUGCCCAGCACCGCGCGGGUGCCUGGCUGGCACGGUGCGGGAUGCCUGCGACUGCUGCUGGGAGUGUGCCAACCUGGAGGGACAGAUCUGCGACCUGGACAACACCAACCACUUCUAUGGCAAGUGCGGGGAGCACCUGGAGUGCCGGCUGGAUGCUGGGGACCUGCAGCAUGGAGAGGUGCCUGAGCCCCAGUGUGCCUGCCUCUCGCACAUGGCUCUCUGUGGCUCCGAUGGCAAAACCUACUCCCAGAUCUGCAGGUUUCUGGAGGUCGCCCGAGCACACCCUGAUGCCAACCUCACCGUGGCCCAUGAGGGUCCCUGCGAGUCAGAACCCCAGAUCACCUCUCCUCCAUAUGACACAUGGAACAUCACCGGGCAGGACGUCAUCUUUGGCUGUGAGGUCUUUGCCUACCCCAUGGCAUCCAUUGAGUGGAGGAAGGACGGCACAGAGAUGCUGCUGCCUGGAGAUGACCCCCACAUUUCUGUCCAGUUCAGAGGCGGCCCCCAGAAAUACGAAGUGACAGGCUGGCUGCAGAUCCAGGGCGUGCGGGAGACAGAUGAAGGCACCUACCGCUGCUUCGCCAGGAACAGGGUCGGGGAGGCGAUGGCAUUAGCCAGCCUGACCGUCCUCACACCAGACCAGCUCAACCUGACAGGCUUUUCCCUGCUGAAGCCUCACACCACACCAGAGGACUAUGGGGAGAGCGAGGAGGACUAUUACUAGCCCAGAGGUGGAUGUCUGGCUGCAGAGAUCACCUUGCCCACAGUGGCCAUUCCCAGGGGCAGGGAUAUCUCCAGAGCAAGAACAUCUCAGCCCACAGCUCCUUCUCUGCACAGUCCUGGCACAGCAGCCUCUUUUGCUGGGGUGGGGACAGGGUGACACAUCUCUAUGCUGGGGUGCUCAUGGAGGGGACACUGGCUGGUUGGUGGCACAGGGCUGGGACCAGGGGUGGGUCUGUCCUCCAGCACUGAGUGGGUACAGGAUGGCAGGUGGGAUGCUGUGGGGACAACCAUGCUGUGUGUGAUGAGGACUUGGUACUGAGGAUGGAGGCACCCCCCAUGCGAGAGGGAAGCCAGGGCAAGGGCAUUUCUGCCCUAUGUGAAGCAUCUUGGGGAAACCAGAGUGGAGGGAUGGGACCUGGCUGGGACACCCAGUGCUUCAACCUGAUAUCUCCCAAGCACAGGGACAGCCAGGCAUCGACCCAGGGAACCUUCUGCCAAAACAUCAGUCUCUUCUGUUUUGUUUUUAGCCAGAAAAAUAGUGAUUUGAGGAAACCAGACACUUGUGGUUUUCAGUGCUGUCUUUUCUGCAGCCCAGCUGCCCAUGUGGUCAGAAACACACUGGCCUUUUUCAACUGACUUUGUUCUUUUCCUUCCACACAGCUCUCUAUUUUGCUAUUUCAGUUAACGUUAGUUAAAUAUACAUGUA